Molecule: messenger RNA, 1950 nt
Organism: Cydia amplana
Lineage: Eukaryota; Metazoa; Arthropoda; Insecta; Lepidoptera; Tortricidae
Exons: 6
Coding region: 55-1950 (631 amino acids)
Molecular function (GO): histone binding
Source: RefSeq, a predicted model, not a curated record
UAUUUUUUAAUUUUAUUUUCGUAUUUGUGUUUUAGUUCACAUAUUUAACUUAUAAUGGAGGUUGACGGAGACGCACCGAAUUUAACAGACUAUGUGUCUGCGAAUGGAGCUGGUGGGAGCAUCGCAAAGAACACGGAAGUGAUAGAUAUCUCAGAUUAUCCCGUCAAAAAAAAGAAAAGCAGACUUUCCAAUGCUUACAACAAGGAUCUUUGUAAAAACAAUAAACCACUAACAGAUUUCAUAAACAAAUGCCUAUUUCUCGACCCAACUAUAGGCAUGGAGACAGUUAUUAACAAAGUUUUACUUCCGUCUUAUGUUAAAGCUGACAAGGAAUAUAAAGAGUCGAAUAAAUUUAGAAGAGUUAUUACAAAAGCAUUUCAAAGACUGAUAGAUGAUCCUGAUAGGAAAUACACUCAUAUAAGUGAUGUUGUUGAUACUCUGAAGUUUCAUGUUGAAACACCGCCUCAAUUGAAAAUCUCUCCAGUGAAGAAAAGAGUGAAUUUUAUCACACUGUCUACUAAAGUAUCAGUAAAACCCAAUGACCACAAUAGGAAAAGACCAAUGAUUCAAAGUAGCAGUAGAAUUUGUCCACCAAAGAAAUCUAAAUCUGAAGUUAUUGCACUGGACUGUGAUGAUGAUGAUGAAGUCAUUCCAAUAGAUGAUGAAGCUUAUGAAGAUACUAGUAAUCAGGUUAAAGAGAAUCAGAAGAGUAAAUCACAAACAGAGGAAGAAAAUCUAGUUAAUGGUGAUACUGAUACAAUUGAAAUUCAAGAUAGUCAAGAAGUAAAAAUAACUGAUGAGAAGGAAAGUGAUCAUUCAGUAAAUAAAUUAAAUGGUGAUAUAUCUACUACUGAAAACAUAGAAGAGACAGAUAAAGAGAUUGAAAAUGAAAAAGAAAAUGUAGGAUCGAAUGAAAACUUAUUAGUACCGCAUAAAGAAAAGAUUGUUAGGUUAGAGAAACCUAAAUUAAAGAAGGAGCCAGCAAAGAGACCUGAAGAAAUGACGGAAGUUGAGAAAGCCAGAAGGAUAAGGAUAAUAGAGGCCAAGAUAGAAACAUACAAUAAAACUAUUGCUCAACUUGAUUUAGAAGAGGUCACAGAUGAUUCUUUGAAUUCGCCUUAUCAUAAAUGUGAUCGCUUACGAGCAUCAAUCGUGAAACUGUACAAAGAACUAUGUACUUUAGUCGGCGAGGCACCACCUAAAAGACGGAAAAUACAGCUUCAGAUCAAAGAGGGUGUGCCCCAAGGGCCGAUCAAGAGGCUGGAGAAAUUCCUCAACAAACGGGCGGAUGCGGAAGGCGAGACUCCGUUCCCGGACUUUAGUGAUGUGAUAAGAUGUGUGGAGAAAGCCAAUGAAGUUGACGGUCUUGGGUGGAGUAAAGCGAAGAUUAUGAAAGAAGCUCAAUCAAUAUUCACGUACUGCGGUCGCGCGCUCCAGAAGAAGCGUCAGCAACGCGAAUGGAAACACCUUCGCGCCAUGGCGAGGCCGGAAGAGUUCGAGGCCGAUCCAGCCGAGACGGACAUGGAGUUGCAGGCGAGGCUCGAGGCCAACCGCCGCCUCGCCAGCCAGCGAGAGGCCGAAGUCUUCAACAAAUUCACUCAAUUAGAGGACGUUCCCGAACCAGCGGCUUCAACAAGCUUCGCCAUAGAAGAACCUUCCGAACACGAUAGCUCAAGCGACGAAGAAACUGAACCAACUCCUGUACUAAAGGAAAGUAACAAUGUUAACGUUACUAGUAAUGUUAACGUUAACAAUAAUGUUAACGUUACUAGUAAUGUUAACGAGACUAGUAAUGUUAACGUUACUAGUAAUGUUAACGAUAGUGAAGUUGUAGUGAAACAGGAACCAGAGGAGGUGCCGAUUAAAAUCCAGUAUCAGGGUGAUAUUAGUUUGGUUAUAAAUAUAUCGGACUCUGAGAGUGAGGAUGAGUAUGGUGUUUUGACGUUUUAA